Molecule: messenger RNA, 447 nt
Organism: Podospora pseudopauciseta
Lineage: Eukaryota; Fungi; Ascomycota; Sordariomycetes; Sordariales; Podosporaceae
Exons: 4
Coding region: 1-447 (148 amino acids)
Source: RefSeq, a predicted model, not a curated record
AUGACAUUCUUGAUUCCUGAGCGCCUCAGGUGGAAUUGCUGUUCAAGAAAGCGACCAUCCUUGAUGCUCCCAAUAAGAUCAUCAAGACGUUUCCGUUCCACAAUCCAAUCCAAGACCACCUCAUCUCCUUCAGCCCCCAUGCGUGAAAGCCAUCCGGGCUGCUUGCAUUUGGCGACCCAGAGGACGUCUCCUAGUUCCAUGGCGCGGGAAAUGGGUCGAAUUCCUUUUUUGGUUCCGGGCGCCAUCCGGAUGGGUUUGAAUGAGGGGAGGCUGGCAUCGUCCGCCAUUGCUUCCCCCGCAGCGACUACGUCCUUAGCUUUGGACCUCAGUAGCCACGUCCUUCUGGUCUUCCUCGUCGUCGUCCAAAAGGAUAACGGGGUUGGCGGCCUCCGAGAAAUUGCUUCGAACGCCGGUGUUGAUCCCUCUACCAAGAUUCUCUCCAAGUAA